CGAUAUACGGAAAACUAAAAUGCCAGAUCAUUUGGGAGCAGACCAGAGAAAGACGAAAGAAGAAGAGAAAGAUGAGAAGCCUAUCCAAUCACUCGAUGAGGGAGAUAUUGCACUGCUGAAGACAUAUGGAGUUGGUCAAUACACAAAGUCUGUGAAAGCAUGUGAAGAUGACAUUCAGAACAUACUUAAGAGGGUGAAUGAACUAGUAGGUAUAAAAGAAUCUGACACAGGUCUGGCCCCACCAGCUUUAUGGGACUUGGCAGCUGACAAACAGACAUUACAAAGUGAACAGCCCCUCCAAGUUGCUCGAUGCACAAAGAUCAUCAAUGCAGAUUCUGAGGAACCGAGAUACAUUAUCAAUGUCAAACAGUUUGCCAAAUUUGUGGUGGACCUGGGGGACCAGGUGGCCCCAACAGAUAUCGAGGAAGGGAUGAGGGUGGGAGUUGACAGAAACAAGUAUCAAAUUCACAUUCCUCUACCACCCAAAAUUGAUCCCAGUGUCACAAUGAUGCAGGUUGAAGAGAAGCCAGAUGUCACUUACAGUGAUGUAGGGGGAUGUAAAGAACAGAUAGAAAAGCUGAGGGAAGUGGUAGAAACCCCAUUAUUACAUCCUGAGAGGUUUGUCAACCUUGGUAUAGAUCCCCCCAAGGGCGUGUUGCUGUUUGGCCCCCCAGGGACGGGGAAGACACUGUGUGCCAGGGCAGUAGCCAACAGGACAGAUGCCUGCUUUAUUAGAGUAAUAGGAUCUGAACUGGUACAGAAGUAUGUAGGAGAGGGUGCCAGGAUGGUGAGAGAACUGUUUGAAAUGGCCAGAACCAAGAAAGCCUGUAUCAUAUUCUUUGAUGAGAUUGAUGCCAUCGGAGGUGCCAGGUUUGAUGACGGCGCAGGUGGGGAUAACGAGGUUCAGAGAACUAUGCUGGAGUUAAUCAACCAGCUGGACGGUUUUGAUCCCCGGGGUAACAUCAAGGUGCUCAUGGCCACCAACAGGCCAGACACACUGGACCCUGCACUGGUCAGACCAGGGAGGCUGGACAGGAAGGUGGAGUUUGGACUGCCGGAUCUGGAGGGUCGAACAGGUAUCUUCAAGAUUCAUGCCAGGUCUAUGAGUGUAGAGAAAGACAUCAGAUUUGAACUGUUAGCAAGGUUAUGUCCCAACAGCACAGGUGCCGAGAUCCGCAGUGUGUGUACAGAGGCAGGGAUGUUUGCCAUCAGAGCCAGGAGAAAGAUGGCCACAGAGAAAGACUUUUUAGAGGCGGUGAACAAAGUCAUCAAAGCAUAUGCCAAGUUUAGUGCUACGCCACGUUACAUGACAUAUAAUUAAGUGAAAGGAGAUAUGACGUUUGUGUGUGCGUGUAAUGUUAAAAUAUCCAUCUGAGACAGUAAGUUCAAGGUCAUGCUCUAGAAGGUGUUGUUUUGAUGCUGUUUCACAUUGCCGCACUAGGCACUUUCUCAAUAUCUUCGAGCGAAAAAGGUUGCAACUUUGCGUCCAUAGGACAGAUAAAAAUUGCCUGGGAAGAUGUGCUUUAAAAUCGUGGUCAGUAUUGUGGCCAAGUCAGCCAUCACAUGGUCGAAAAGUGGAGCAAAGAUAAAUAUUAAAUGUGUCAACAGGCUGGGAUACCGGUUAUUUGCCAAGCGACAUAAAAAUAACGUGUAAAUAUGCAGCUGGAAAUAUGCGGCACACCGUCAUUUAAUACCAGCUGUGUUCAGUGUGAAAAUAAAGAUAUGUUUAAUGUUA
Molecule: messenger RNA, 1735 nt
Organism: Lingula anatina
Lineage: Eukaryota; Metazoa; Brachiopoda; Lingulata; Lingulida; Lingulidae
Product: 26S proteasome regulatory subunit 7
Molecular function (GO): ATP hydrolysis activity; ATP binding
Source: RefSeq, a predicted model, not a curated record